GGAAGACAAGUUCCUGUUGGUAUAACCCCCUGUGGUGGUGUGUGCUAAAACAAACUUUGUUGUGGCGAUGUGUGCGAGAAUGUAAAGUGUUCUACACAGAACAGUUAUUUCCCUUUCUAAAGACCCGCAAUCCAGUUUAAUAAAAUGUGAUUGUGUAAAUCAUAGAUGGGCCAUGUUGAAGCUGAGAUGGCACACACAUAAAUUGUAGAAAAUGAGCACAAUUUAAGAGGAAUUCUUACUGGCCCUUGGAUAAAUUGCAGACUACAAAAUGUUUUAGCUGUUUUCUUCAAGUGUUACCUAAAAUUAGAAGUUUUCCAAUGAGUCAGUGAAGACCAUUCAAAUUUUUGAGAAUACUAGAGUAAAUUUAGAAUGAGCAUAUCGACUCACAUGUGAGAGGAAGGGUUAGUGAAAAGAUCAAGAUCAUUGAUGCUGGAUUUGUUUGGACACAUUGCUUCACUUAUCUCACCUACUUAAUCUUUUAAUCUCAUCUUCCUAAUCCGUUCAUCUUUCCAGCUGACCCGCGUGGUUUUUAAAAUGUCGUGCAGUGGUCGGUAAUCAAUAAAACUGGAGGAAAACGUCACCGCUGACGUCACGCUGACGUUUGACCACGCGCACCAUGAUCACGUGACUGAAAUUGAGUCAAGAACGCUGGUGGAAAAUUUACUGAAAGCUGGGGACCAUCUGGAUGCUCUGGAGCUGGUGGGGAGGGGAGAUCCGCGGUGUGACGCAUUGGAUGACAUGGUUUGCGGCUGGGGCAACUCCACCUCCUUCCCACGGGCGGCGAACUCCGUUUCAAAGAACAACCAAGCGAAGAAAAAACAGCUAAAACAGCAAUCUCCAGACACCGACCUUGCCAAUGCUAGGGUUCGGUGUGUCCAUGAAGACUUUGACUCCCCGAAGGAAAUCUGGAAAGCCAAUGUCGAACCCGGGACGUACAGAUACAUCACCAACAACGGGAUUUACCGAACGAUUAAAAAUAACUUAUCGAAAAAUAACCCCGACCCCGAAAGACGUCAUUCUCAGCGAGAUGGAGAGUUUUUUCUCAACCACGAAAAUCACGAUCAUCCUUACUACGCAAGUGAUCCACACGCGUAUACAAGAAGCGCACCGUUGACUUACUUCAGCAAACAGGGUAGUUCUAGUGUCAACAACGAACCGAAAUACAUUAACCCUACUACGCAUGUUAUCCACGAAGACCUGUCAUGGAAAUCGCCGCUGUGGUAUACGGGAGAACGUGAGUUAACUAAGUUCUUGCACCGUGUGGACAGCGCACCGAGCCUCGGCGCCCGCAACCCGUCACAAGAGCCCCCCAACCCCGCUCAAAAACAAGACCGUAACGCCUUCUCUACGUCCCGCGCGGACACGAUCCUGCGACCUUUAGAGAAACUCACACCCCAACAAAAAAUCGCUGCGCGGCGUGUCGGGCAAGAUAGGAAGGAUAACUCUAAUAAAACAAAACCCGGAAAUGAAGCGGAGGCUGUAUCGUUUAUGGCGGCGUUGAACGCAUUUAAUCAUCUACACAACCAGACGGAGAAGAACGCAUCCCCUGAACUUUUUUCAUUCAUUCAUAACCCCGUGGGAAGAAACGUCGACAGCGAUAUACGGACAUACGUCAGGAACCAUUUGUUGCUGACUCACCCACGAGAAGACAGCGGUGCGAAAAAAACAGCGACGCAGAGUAAAGAAACACACGGCUCAAAAUUUUCAGAUUCGAAUCCUGGCAAGAACAGCAGCGGUUCGCAUAAACAGAAUAGUUCAAAGGGAUCAGGGUCACAGAAGGUCGAGUUCAAAAGUCAAAGUAUAGGCUACGUUCUGGCUCCUUCGGACGCCGGGGAAGAGGCGGUUAGCGGUAUGGCACUGCCGGAAAUUUCCGGUAAACGCAUUGCGGUGAUGGCGACGAGUCACCGAUUGCUUUAGGCUUGUGUUGCUCCGUAAUUUUAACCAACUCUCAUGCAAGACUUUCCCUUUGUUUAACCCUUUACGACAGUCCUAGAGGCUUUGAACGUACAUGCAUCAGACUAACACACCUACAUGGAUUCAUUCAUCUUUAGCUGAGCGUCAAUAUGGAAUUCACAAGUUUGUAAUAUUUGCUCUGUUGUGCAAGAGGUACCUUUAAAAAAAGCAUGUUCCAUACACGAAUUAUCUAUAACUUAACUGAUUUUUCCC
This is a messenger RNA of Physella acuta, 2166 nucleotides long. RefSeq lists its product as uncharacterized. Lineage: Eukaryota; Metazoa; Mollusca; Gastropoda; Physidae. The record is from RefSeq and is a predicted model, not a curated record.